This is a messenger RNA of Liolophura sinensis, 2464 nucleotides long. Its product is annotated as protein BUD31 homolog. The transcript is spliced from 4 exons. Lineage: Eukaryota; Metazoa; Mollusca; Polyplacophora; Chitonida; Chitonidae. The record is from RefSeq and is a predicted model, not a curated record. Gene Ontology annotation, cellular component: nucleus; spliceosomal complex. Gene Ontology annotation, biological process: mRNA splicing, via spliceosome. Bases 45 to 479 code for a protein of 144 amino acids.
CAAGUGAAGUUUGUUGUUUUUAUCGCCACUCGUGAACAGGAAACAUGCCUAAAGUAAAAAGAAGUAGGAAACCUCCUCCAGAUGGAUGGGAAUUAAUAGAACCGACAAUAGAUGAACUUGAUCAGAAAAUGAGAGAAGCUGAAACAGAUCCACAUGAAGGAAAGAGAAAAGUGGAAGGAUUGUGGCCAAUUUUUCGCAUUCAUCAUCAAAAAUCCAGAUACAUCUUUGAUCUGUUUUAUCGCAGAAAGGCUAUUAGUAGAGAAUUGUAUGAAUACUGCCUGAAGGAAGGAAUUGCAGACAAAAACCUCAUUGCAAAGUGGAAAAAGCCUGGCUAUGAGAAUCUGUGUUGUUUGCGAUGUAUACAGACCAGAGAUACAAACUUUGCCACAAACUGUGUAUGUAGAGUACCCAAGAGCAAACUAGAAGAGGGAAAAAUUGUGGAGUGUGUAAAUUGUGGGUGUAGAGGGUGUUCUGGCUGAGAUGUGAGUCUGUCCAAGGAAUGUCCACUGCGUUGUUCACGCCAACCAGGAUGGAAAGGAGGAGUUUUCGUGGAUUAUUGGUGGCUAAUGCUGUCAUAGUCCAGUGGCAUUGUGUUUUAUAUCAAGAACUUGCCUGGUCCUAUUGACUCUUUGACUAUGCUUAUCAUCGUUUAUAUCAGCUCAUGACAUAACCUGAGCAGCACAACUGAGUGCAUGGCCAAGUGAGCCACGGUUAAUAUAUGGUAUUCCAAUGCAGUGACUGUACGACUGUUGUUUAAAAUCUCAGGCUUCACGUUAGGCUUUGUGUCAUUCAUUGUAUGCUUAAAUGUGUUUCAUCUUGUAGUCCAGCUUAUUGCUAAUCACAUGUAACCAGUUAGUCUUCUGAAGUUUGUCCUUGCACACCAGCAUCUGCCAGAGGCUGCAUAGCAUUCUGUCUUGCCUAAAGUUAUUGUCCUAUAUUUCCUGUGCCAUUUAAAUUUCUACAAUUAUUGAAGUAAUUUGAUCUAUAAUUCAUUAAAAAAAAUCAGGUUUUUAUCUAUAUGCCUGAGUGCCUCACAUUUUACCUGAUGGCUUUAUUCUGUCAGAGAUAAAUUUACUUCUUGCUGGCUUGGGUGCAGCUGUUUUGUUGAAAGUUGUCCACUAUAUUUGGUAUAAACAUGUCUCUGAUUCUCCAGCCUCAUUGCUGGAGAAUUUCCUGGAUUUCAUAGUCUGAUUGUCAGGUAUUUUUGUACUGUAAUUUAGAGUACAGAAUACACCUUUUUUCGUCUUGGGCAUAGUGGUUAGCGAGGUAGUGCAGCACAAUGACCCUGGAGCCUCUCACCUAUGCCGUGCGAGUUCAAGUCCAUCUCAUACUUCUUCCUCUCCAUUUGUACGUGAAAAGGUCUGACAGCCACCUGCGGAUAGUCAUGGGUUUCCUCCCACCAUAAUUGUGACCGUCAUCGGAAAAAUUCUUGAGUAGGGCGUAAAACCCCGAUGAAAUAAAUAAGUUUCUUCUCACAUAAAUUAUGAUUAUAAUGGCUAAAAUAUUCUCAUAAUCAGUCAUGGUAUUUGGUGGAGUCUCAGGCUGUACGAUUUAAAGGCUCUAGCUGUCAGUGUGGUUUGAGGAUUGGGUGGAACACUGGGUAUAUGAUGAUGGCACAAAACAAAUGUGUUUAAACUGUACAGUUUUCAAGCCUGUAUUUUAGGGCGAAACAGGUUCCAAAUUAUUAAACUGAAUAAAUCAAGUGAAUUUGAAGCAAGUGAUUUUUAGUUUUGUCUGAUCUUUAGCGGUGGAUUAUAGGCAUUGUGUCAUUCAUGCUUUACGCUGUUUGCAACAUUCCUGACCACCAAUUACCUUAAAUGAAUUAAGACUCUCCGUGACCAAGUUGCUUAUUUUUCCCUGAUUCAUGGUUUCCUGAGAGUGCUGUUGAUCUCAGAAUUAUGUUUCCAGGUGUGUUGGAAAGUUGGAUGUUCCAGCACACCAACAGAAAAAAAAAACCCAACAAAAAAAGGCCUUAUGGCAUUUAUUUACCUCUAUAAAUGCACCUCUGUGGGUCAGAUUCUAUGUAAUGUACAGUGGUCUGCUUUUUUAAAUUUAAAUCGUUGCCUAAUGACCAAGAAUGUAUAGUUCCUGGAAGAUUUCUUAUACAAAACCCUAAUAAAGCAGAAGUGGGUGUUUUUAUUGGUCUACUUGAAAUCUACAAAGGUACUAAAACACUUGUGAAAUGAAGACGUUGAAAUCUUUUUAGUUCAUUAAUACUGGUAGUUGAGUGAAGGAGGGCAUACCAGUGGACAGCAUUAAACUUUGAGUCAAUGGGAUUGUUUUCGAAUCAGGUCUGCUGAGAACUUUAAACAUAGGAGACAGAAAAUAAAAGUAUUUUAAACUGACACAUGCGCUGACUGAAUGGCUGACAAACUUCAGUUGACAAGUCAGCAAGAUUCUUGGAGUAACCAAUAAAAUGGUCACGGGAAAGAACAUCCUCCGUAUUUUUCAAUGUGAUGGAAAU